Molecule: messenger RNA, 1646 nt
Organism: Notolabrus celidotus (New Zealand spotty)
Lineage: Eukaryota; Metazoa; Chordata; Actinopteri; Labriformes; Labridae
Product: transcription factor IIIA-like
Exons: 1
Coding region: 133-1191 (352 amino acids)
Cellular component (GO): nucleus
Source: RefSeq, a predicted model, not a curated record
UGCAGCUUUCUUUCAGAGGAAGUGACGUCAGUUUGCAAAGCACUCUGGGAAGUACCGGUGUCAACGGGACGAAAACGUGCUCGGGGACAGACUUUCAGCUCGUGCUCUCUGACAUUCAUCAAUGUCACAGAAAUGGAAAUUAAACCGGAAACACAGAAACGUUACAUCUGCUCGUUCCCUGACUGCUCGGCCGCUUACAACAAACAGUGGAAGCUGAACGCUCACCUCUGUAAACACACUGGAGUGAAGCCCUACACAUGUGGCCAUGAUGGCUGCGGUAAGUCCUUCUGCAGCCCGUACCACCUGUCCCGACAUGACCUCACUCACAGCGGUGUGAAGCCCUUUGAAUGCACCGUGGAGGGCUGCAAAGAGGCCUUCACCACCAACUCCAACAGGACCAGGCACAUCAGCAGGGCUCACACUGAGGAGGAGCAGAAGAAGUAUGUGUGUAAAGUUGAAGGCUGUGGGCUCGAGUUCAAGAAGAACAAGCAGCUGAAGUCCCACAUGUGUGAGCAGCACACUCAGCUGCCACCUUACCAGUGCAGCUAUGAAGGAUGUGAGAUGCGCUUCACCUUCCCCAGUAAGCUGAAGCGACACCAGAAGGUGCACAGAGGCUACCCCUGCAAGGAGGAGGGCUGCAGCUUCACAGGGAAGACCUGGACUGAGUACCAGAAGCACAGGAAGGAGCAGCACAGGCUCACAGUCCGGUGUGAGCACUGCAGCAAGGAGUUCAGGGACUCGUGGUUCCUGCAGCAGCAUCAGCACAUCCACUCAGACGUACGCGUGGUGCUGAAGUGUCCCAGAGAAGGCUGUGAGAGGUCUUUCACCACGGCCUUCAACCUGCAGAGCCACAUCGGCUCCUUCCACGAGGAGCAGAGGCCCUUCGCCUGCACCCACGCGGGCUGCAGGAAGACCUUCACGAUGAAGCAGAGUCUGCAGCGUCACAGCAUCGCACACGACCCCAUGAGGAAGAAGAUCAAGAAGCCUCGACCGAAGAGGUCGCUCGCUUCCAGGUUGAGCGGUUAUGGUGCAACAAAGAGGGUGGUGCCCAAGAAGCGCAGGGUGCCUGAGAACCAGACUGAUCUGCCAGGCUCUGUGGAGCUGGUGUCCCUCCUGCAGGACACGUCUCUGCUCUGCAGCCCUGCUGUGGAUGCAAUAACCAGCUCCAUGACUGCACCUCUGUCAGUGUAGAGUCAGAUAUGAUGCACUUUAAAGAGUUUUGUUGUGCAUACAUCAACUUGGUGGAGGUUUUUCAGUGUUGUAUGCAUUCAUCCCACCAGUGUAAUGGUUGUUUUUGCAACCAAGCUGAUUUGUAGUUUGGGGCUGGAACCUAAAAAGACUAAACUUUAAGAUUCAUUUCUUAAUCAUCUGCAUUCUCUAUGAAAUGAAAACCUCAAUUUUGAGUCCUUGUUGUCGCCAUAUUCAGUCCUUCCAGCUGUUACCGACAGCAUUUGAUGUUUUUGGCGCCCCUUCCUUACUUCUGGAGCUUUUAAAUGCACUAUUUUUCUGCCAUUUGUAUAAAAGAAAAUCUAUUUUUGUCCAUGUUGUUUCAUACAAGAUUAUUAAGACAAUUUAAUAUGUUAUAAAAUAUGCAAAAAAACACAACUUUGCAAAAGCAAGUGUUUAAAUAAAACAUGGAUGCUUAA